Messenger RNA from Photinus pyralis (common eastern firefly), 696 nucleotides. RefSeq lists its product as uncharacterized. Bases 37 to 582 code for a protein of 181 amino acids. Lineage: Eukaryota; Metazoa; Arthropoda; Insecta; Coleoptera; Lampyridae. The transcript has 2 exons. The record is from RefSeq and is a predicted model, not a curated record.
ACGAGUGUGGAUAAUGAAGUUGAACUGACAACAUUUAUGACAGAAGCGACUUCUAUCAUGUCAGAAGGACAGUUUACGCUCAGAGGUUGGGAAUUUACCGGACAACAGUGUGGAAAAGAAACGAACGUUCUUGGACUUGUGUGGCACAAGGAACGAGACACAUUGUGCAUUAAUCCGUCGAUACUCAACACCCAAAAAGAAGAUAAAGUUACUAAAAGAAGUAUUCUGUCGGCGACGAAUAAGGUAUUUGAUCCGAUUGGUUUUACAUGUCCGGUUAUGCUACUUCCUAAGCUGUUGUUGCAACGAACGUGGCUGUGGGGUCUAGACUGGGAUACAGAAGUGGAUGAACCAGUUAGACAAGAGUUUGUUAAUUGGAAAGAGCAGUUACAGUCGUUAAAAGAAUUGGAAAUACCGCGCCGAUUAAUUACUAAUUCAGUGACAGAAGAUGGAUUGAGCAUACACACGUUUUGUGAUGCUAGCGGCAAAGCCUAUGCUGCAGCCGUUUAUUUGAGAGCAGCAUCGUCUCAAGGAGUUACAGUUCAAUUGAUUACAGCCAAGCGGCCACUAUUGGCGCCAGGUUGACUAAUUUUGUAAUUCAAGAGUUACAAUACCAGAAUGUUCAAGUGUACAUAUGGACAGAUUCCACAACUGUACUAUCGUGGAUUCUACGAGACGGAAACUGGAAUGUAUUUGUGA